AUGGCCAUUGUUCAGAGUUUCAACAUGAUGAGUAUUGCAUUGCUCAUUGGUCUGAGCCUUCUUUUGGUUGCUAAAAGUGACCCAAACACGAGCGUGAAUCUGAUUGUGUGCAAUGGAAAUAGUUACGCGCAGAGCGAUGCGUACGCAAAUAGCGUAGCCUAUGUACUUGCGGACAUCAUGAACGUCACUCCCAACCAUGGCUACGACUACAAGACACAAUCGCCGUACGCGCAGGCUGUUUCUUACGGGCACGCCACUUGUAAUACCGCCCUCAACUACAACGACUGCGCUGACUGCAUGAUUGCCGCCAGAUCCGCCGUCACCAACAACUGUCUUGACAAAGUUGGGGCACAAGUCUCGAUGGUUGAUUGUUCCAUGAGAUAUGAGAACUAUUCUUUCUAA
Molecule: messenger RNA, 402 nt
Organism: Erythranthe guttata (spotted monkey flower)
Lineage: Eukaryota; Viridiplantae; Streptophyta; Magnoliopsida; Lamiales; Phrymaceae
Product: antifungal protein ginkbilobin-like protein
Cellular component (GO): plasmodesma
Source: RefSeq, a predicted model, not a curated record